Messenger RNA from Anguilla rostrata (American eel), 5819 nucleotides. RefSeq names its product zinc finger protein 850-like. The transcript is spliced from 9 exons. The record is from RefSeq and is a predicted model, not a curated record. The coding region runs from base 129 to 4349 and encodes 1406 amino acids. Gene Ontology annotation, biological process: regulation of transcription by RNA polymerase II. Gene Ontology annotation, molecular function: RNA polymerase II cis-regulatory region sequence-specific DNA binding; DNA-binding transcription factor activity. NCBI's taxonomy places the organism in Eukaryota, Metazoa, Chordata, Actinopteri, Anguilliformes, Anguillidae.
UCACUUGUGUUGUUCCUCCCAACACAUGUGUUUUGGGCAAUGAACUGUUCAGUGGUGGGGGGACUCGAAUGGUCAUAGCAAUAACGCGUUUUCUUCUAUGAAGUGUUGCGUAUAAACCGUCCACUGAAAUGCUGAUUCCUGCAAUAUUUAAAACUCAGUUGGCCUCUGUUAUGGAUCUGUUGGCUAAAGCGGUCGUGGUAGAAAUGGAGAAACUUUUUGACGACUGUUUGUCCAGUUCUGUUAAGUUUCGACUGAAGAUGUGCUCUAAGAACCAAAAGCCAAACAGUCAACUUACAGACUCCGAGUUUAGGACGGACCGGAUGCUCUCUAUUAUGGAGACGUUAACAAAAGAGGCAAUGGAAAAAAUCAACAAGCUCUUGGAUCAAAGCCCUGCCAUGAUACAGUUGGAAAGGAUCCCGUCUGUGUCCAGGGGAAGAGCCAUGGAGGGCUCAGCAAACGCACUCCGCUGCUCGGUUGUUGUUCAGGUUGGAGAGGGAUUCAGAAGGGCAGGAGUUUCAGAGGAGCGUCCUCCCACGUCCAGCCUGUGGAGCGAUGGAGAGCCCUUGUCAGCGGAAGAGGAGACGACUCCGCGUCAGUCCGUCAUCACGAGAGACCAGCCUCCACACACGGAAGAGCAGAAAGCGGAGUCCCCUCGUGAGAAGGAGGGCAGAAUUGGGGAAGAGGUCCCGAACGACGACUUGUGCCUCUCCCUGAAUGUCAGGGGUUCCUAUGCAGUAAAGUCUGGCCCUGAUGCUGGAGAGACAUUGUCUAAUGAACAUGCUGAACGGUACACUGAGGAGCCUGGUGUACAGCCAACACCUUCAGAAAGCCAAGAGGAGUGCGUUUCACAGCCCUCACCUGUAAAAUUAAACUCGGCCAUCGACAAUACCCACAAUUCAAAGCUUUCAACUGCGAGGAACACGAAGGCCAGCCGGGAAGCGAGCAGUGGAGAGAAACGGUUCCGUUGCACCCAGUGUGGGAGGACCUUUUUAAAACAGUGUUACCUUAAAGCUCACCAGAUUGUUCACACAGAGGAGAGACCGUUCAGCUGCGCGCAGUGCGGGAAGAGCUUCAGGUCAAAAAUUAAUCUUGGCGUGCAUCAGCUGACGGUUCACAAAGGAGAGAAGCCGUUCGGUUGCGAACACUGCGGCAAGAAGUUCGGGAUGCGGAGUCAUCUUAAAGCCCACCAGAGACUUUACACGGCAGGGACGCCGUUUAGCUGCUCCUUGUGCGGAAAGGAUUUCGGAGUGAAAUGUGGUCUCAAGCUACAUCGGCAAAUGGCGCACGAGGGAGAGAGACCGUAUCAUUGCGCACAGUGCGAGAAGCUGUUCAGCACACCCAGUGAACUUAAAGCGCACCAAGUUGUGCACACGGGCGACAGGCCGUAUAGUUGCACGAAGUGCGGGAAGAGUUUCACGGCGAAACGUAGCCUCAGUGUUCAUCAGCUGACCGUGCAUGACGGAGAAAGGCCACACAGCUGCGAUAAGUGUGGAAAGAGCUGCGGCACGAAAAGUGGCCUCAAAACGCACCAGAGGCUUCACACAGGAGAGAAACCGUAUCAGUGUUUUGAAUGCGGGAAGAGUUUCAGCCACCAAACCUCGUGGAAGACCCAUCAGGUGGUUCACACGAGAGAGAAGGCCUUUUGCUGCGACGUGUGCGGGAAGAGCUUCAGCAUUUUGUCGAACCUGCACAGGCACCAGCGGACGCACACCGGAGAAAAGGCUUUCAGCUGCGCGGUGUGCGGCAAGAAUUUCACCCAGGCCAGCCAUCUGAAAGUGCACCAGACGAUUCACACCGGAGAGAAACGGUUCGCGUGCGAAACGUGCGGGAAGCGCUUCAGUCAGAAGAGCGCGCUCAAAUCGCACCGGAGAGUUCACACGGGAGAGAAACCGUACACUUGCGACACCUGUGGACAGAGUUACAGCUCCGCGAGCUAUUUCAGCAGACACAAACUGAUUCACACAGGAGAGAAACUGCACAGCUGUACCGAGUGUGGGAAGACCUUCACGCGGGAAAGCAGUCUUUAUUUACACAAACGCACUCACACUGGGGAGAAACCGUACGGCUGCAAUGAAUGCAAGGCAAGCUUCAGCCUGGUGCAGAACCUCAGACGCCAUCAGCAGAUACACACGGGAGAGAAACCGUUCAGCUGUGCCACGUGUGGAAAGUGGUUCAGACAAGCUACUAACCUUAAAGCACAUGAACAAAUUCACAUGGGUGAGAGAGGACACACCUGUGACAAGUGUGGGAGGAGUUUUGAGUACUUGAGGAAACUCAAAGAACACAAGUGUGUUUGCUUGAUAAGUAACCUCGAAGAUCUCAAAUCUAUUAAUAAAGGCGUUGUUGAAAUUCACGGCGAUAUGUCGAAUCUUAGUACAUUUCAGACUAAGUUAGCUUCUGUUAUGGAUAUACUGACUAAAGCGGCCGUGGCAGAAUUUAAUAAACUUGUUGGUGAAGGUUCCCCUCAGUCUGCUGACUUGAGUUCUGAGAUGUCGAGUCAGGCUGAAAACGAUUCUCCAAAGAAAGUGUUGGAGAGCGAGUUUCUAGCGUUAGUCAUGGGGAUUCUGACAAAAGAGGCGCGGGAGAAGAUCGGCAGACUCGUGGAGGAGGGCUCUGCGGCGCUGCGUCUGGAGAGGUCCCAGAGUCAGAGGGAGAACGAGGUCCUGAAGAGGAAGCUGCAGCUGAUGGAGAGCCAGCUGAGGACAGUGAGAGCGCACGGGGAGGGCAGAGCACCGGAGAGCUCAGCGAACACACCCAGCUGCUCUGUGGGAGUCCAGGUUGGCCAUGAGCACGGGGGACAGGAAAUAGAUGUAGAAGAGGUCUGUGCUACGGAGAUGCUAACAGAUGAGAGCCAGCACUGUGAGGAGGACCAGGCCCCACAGCCCAGUCCAGCGGAGUUCAACUCUGACAUCACCGAUCGAAAUGGAUACGCUGUGAGUGAUGCAGAGCGUUUGAGUGCCGUUGCCCGGGCGGGCCCCCUGGUGGAUCACCAGUACUGCGCAGAGGCGCGUGAGCCGCCAUGCGCCCCUGCCGAAAACCCCCCGGGGAAACGGGGCCCCCGGCCCGCUCCGAACUCGGAACCGAACUCGGCCGUCACGGGCGAAACGGGGCGUGGCCAGCGGAGGAGGGGGGGCCCGAGGAAGAGGGCGGGCGCUCAGCGGGAGGCCGCGGGGGGGCCUGGAGCGGGCGGCCGUGCGCGACGUGGCGGCGGCGGCGGCGGGGGCGGGGGCUUCAGGUCCCAGCGCGGUCUGAACGCCCGCCAGCUCGCCGCGCGCGGGGCGGAGAAGCGCUACGGCUGCUCGCACUGCGGCAAGCUCUUCCUGAAGCAGAGCCACGUCCGGGCGCACCAGGUCCUGUCCCGGGACGGGAAGCCCUUCCGCUGCUCGCUGUGCGGCGGGGACUUCGCCGUCAAGUGCAGCCUGAAGCUGCACCAGCGCACGGAGCACGCGGGGGAGAAGAAGCUGCACCGCUGCUCGCACUGCGGGAAGCUCUUCGGCACGCCGGGGCAGCUCAGGACGCACCAGGUCGUUCACACGGGCGUCAAGCAGUUCCGCUGCGCGCAGUGCGGGAAGGGGUUCACGGCGAAGACCAGCCUCAGCAAGCACCAGCUGGCGGUCCACAGGGGGGAGAGGCCCUUCCCGUGCGACAUGUGCGGCAGGAUUUUCAGCCAGAGGAGCGGCCUCAAGGGACACCAGAGGAUACACACGGGGGAGAAGCCCUUCGAAUGCCUCGACUGCGGGAAGAGCUUCCGCUCCAGCAGUUCGUACAAAAAGCACAAGGUGGUCCACACGAGGGAGAAGGCGUUUUGCUGCGAGGUGUGCGGCAAGUGCUUCACCGCCUCGAACAACCUGAAGAGGCACUGGUUGAUACACACGGGGGAGAAGCCGUUCAUCUGCGCGGUGUGCGGGAAGAGUUACACUCAGUCCAGCCACCUGAAGGUGCACCAGAAAACUCACUCGGGAGGACUCUCUUCUGCGAAUUCCCGCGUCCGCGUCCAUAAGAAUAUUCUCACGGAGAAGAAGCGGCACAGUUGUGAUAAGUGCGGAAGGACCUUCGCGUGGGAAAGCAGCUUCCGUGCACACCUGCGCACUCACACGGGUGAGAAACCGUACCGUUGCCACAAGUGCGGCGCGAGUUUCACCACCGCGCCUAAUCUGGCGCGACAUCAGCGAAUACACACGGGGGAGAAGCCGUUCAGGUGCGGCACGUGCGGGAGGAGUUUCAGACAAGCGAACAAUCUCAAAGCGCACCAGCAGACGCAUUCCGAAAAGAAGCACUUCUGCGAUAAAUGCGGGAAGGGUUUCGCUCAUCCACGAAAACUUAAAGACCACAAAUGCGUUUAUGUUUGAAGGCGCAAACUAUGGAAGGAGGCCCGUUGACUUGAUCAAUUUUUUUUUUACAGCAGUAAAAUUAUACUGGAAAGAGAAGGCAUUGUCAUGCUACAACAAGUAUGCAAAUAUUUCCUGGAAAAAAAACCGACAUAUGUAUUCUGUCAAAAGAAGAGGAAAUGGAUUGGCAAGACCCAUGUUUAAUGAAACAUUCUAGCUGUGGCUUUGAGCAUUUGCAGGUGAAGCUUAAUGUUUGGCACUCAGUUGAAUAUUUUUGGGUUAAGUUGCUGCAACAAUAGUCAUCUUUUAAAGUGGCAGACCCCACACCUCCAUAGUUUGUGCAAACCUUCAUAUCAGACAACUUGAUAUAAUGUUUAAUGGUUACUUUUAAACCAUUCUGGCACAAAAGCUGGCCUUUUUUGUGUGCACAGUUUGGUUAUUCUGUCCAGGCACAGUUGUAGAAUGGUGUACCUGUCCACACAACAAUAGCGCUUGGUUUCCUUGUGCCCCAGAUAAACCUCUACAUAUUUCCUGAUAAGAAGUGAGUGUAAAUACAUUGUACUGUAGGUGAUGGUCUCUCUUCUGUGCGGCACCUGGGAGAGACGCAGGGCGGCUCUCAGUCCUUCUGCUGUUUUUGUGGUUUCAAAAGAUGGAGAGAUUUUGGGUCUACUUUGCUGCCGUCAUUAGCUGAACUCCUAGUUGCCUUCCAUUCGUAGAAGAACCCAAAGCACACUGUAGCAGGAGUGGCUUUAUUACACAACCUUAAAAAGACACUAGUUCUCAUGUAGAUUGGCUUGCAGCAAAGUGCUGUCUGUCACCAUUAGUUGCAUCCGAGCAAAGAAGAACGAGGUGACUGCGUGAUGAUGUACAAAUCAGUCCAAAGAUUAAUAGAUAUCUGAGGGGCAACAGUGAAGUGAAAAUGCACACACACAAAAUGGGGUCAUUUGAAGCCCUCAUCACUAUAUUCUGAAUUUGACAUUUUGAAUCCGUGAUUGUCGAUAUGAGAGGGCAGCAGUCAAGCCUGCUUUGACGUAAAAAUGUGCAACAUAAAACCUCUGAACGUGUCAAAGGCUGUAAUGCAUUAGUCAAAACUGUUAAAUGGCAGCAGGUUUUUAAACCCAUGAAAAAGGAUGGUCUGGAAGCUAUGCAUGAUCGUUUCUCAUAUACAGUAAUGGUGAAAUUCAAGGAACGAGGUCCUUGUGAUAUGUUUUAUAGUUAUAUUUUUUACAGGUAUCCGGCCAAACUCUUGUGUAAAUGUGUGAUAUAUCAGGAUUCAGGACAUUAAUCCACAUAUAGAAAAUGAGUCUAAUUUGUUAACUGCUCAGUUUACUAAUACUAGCAAAUCAAUUUGCUCUUGUUUCCGCUGUAUCAUUCAUAUUGAACAGCUCUGACGUUCUAAAAAGCUGUUGAGAGAUCAGUUGUCUCUUCACUGUGAAUGAUGUUGUGACGUGGGUUAAAUAAAUAAAGAUGCAGCCAGUGCCUCUUAACAAA